Messenger RNA from Dermochelys coriacea (leatherback sea turtle), 1673 nucleotides. It is a transcript of the gene BARHL1, whose product is annotated as BarH like homeobox 1. Gene Ontology annotation, biological process: regulation of transcription by RNA polymerase II. Gene Ontology annotation, molecular function: DNA-binding transcription factor activity, RNA polymerase II-specific; RNA polymerase II transcription regulatory region sequence-specific DNA binding. The record is from RefSeq and is a predicted model, not a curated record. Lineage: Eukaryota; Metazoa; Chordata; Testudines; Dermochelyidae. The coding region runs from base 486 to 1463 and encodes 325 amino acids. The transcript has 4 exons. Gene Ontology annotation, cellular component: nucleus.
AAACCCAAACUUAAGGGACACAAGUUCGUUUUUUUAAAGGGGAACGUGUCACCCGCAGAGCCGGCGGGUCGAGCCUCUGUCCAAGGUGCUGAAACCGAGCCGCGCUCAUACCGCCCCGUCCGCCUCCAGGAGGGCGGCCCAACCGCUUCGACACCAUGGGUGCAGCCGCUCCCAGCCGCCCAGCCAGGCGCUUUCUGAGGUGCUGAAAUCUCCAUCCAGCCUCGUGUCGUUGGACCAGCCUGACUAUCGAGCGCCAAAGCAGGAUCCGGCCGAGCUGGCUGGGAUGCUGAAGCAGGAGGGCUGAGCCUUGGAUCUAAUGCACCGCGCCCACGGGAAUUGUUGGUCAACGGGCUACCUGGACCCCAGGUUGAACUUUGUCUUGCCCCAGCCCCACCCUCCCCCGCCAGGUCCGGACUGCCGGCCAAUGUCCGCCUGAAAGGAGCCCGGUGUGAGCGAUCGGCUGGGGCUGCGGGGCGAGCCUGGCCAUGGAAGGCUCCAACGGAUUUGGGAUCGACUCCAUCCUGUCCCACAGAGCGGGGAGCCCGGCCGUGCCCCAAGGAGACCCGCUGAUGGGGGAGUGCAGGUCCCCCCUGGAACUAAGCCCCGGCUCCGAAGUCAGCAGCGGGUGCCCGUCUCCCCACUCGCCGGGGAAGGAAUGCCUGGAGGCGGUGGCUCCCAGGCAAGGGGUGGCCGUGGGCUUGGAAUCUCACCUCCAGCCGGGGCAGGGCUCGGCUCCUUCCCAAUCCAGAACAGUGACCUCGUCUUUCCUAAUCAGGGACAUCCUAGCCGAUUGCAAGCCCCUGGCAGCCUGCGCGCCUUACUCUAGCACCAAUGGACAAAGCGGCCCAGAGCCGGCGGGGCGAAUCCCGGCCAAACCCGGGGAGGACUUUAGAGAGAAAAUGGACAAAAGUAGCAGCAACGCCUCGUCGGACUCUGAGUACAAAGUGAAAGAAGAAGGGGACAGAGAAAUCUCCAGCUCCAGGGACAGCCCCCCGGUGAGGCUGAAAAAGCCCCGCAAAGCCCGCACCGCCUUCACCGAUCACCAGCUCGCCCAGCUGGAGCGGAGCUUUGAGAGGCAGAAAUACCUGAGUGUGCAGGACAGGAUGGAGCUGGCGGCCUCCCUCAACCUCACUGACACCCAAGUGAAAACGUGGUACCAGAACAGAAGGACCAAGUGGAAGAGGCAGACAGCAGUGGGACUGGAGCUACUGGCAGAAGCUGGGAAUUAUUCAGCCCUCCAGCGAAUGUUCCCAUCUCCCUAUUUCUACCCGCAGAGCUUGGUCUCCAACCUGGACCCCGGAGCGGCCCUCUAUCUAUACCGCGGUCCCAGCGCCCCUCCCCCGGCUUUGCAGAGACCUUUGGUACCCCGGAUCCUCAUUCACGGACUGCAGGGGGGUAGCGAGCCGCCCCCGCCUUUGCCCCCCCUGGCAGGCGUCCUCCCGCGGGCGGCUCAACCGCGGUGAAGCGCCGAGCUCGCAGCAAUGCCCGCUGCCAAGGAAGCCCCGAGGCCCCCUCUGCUCCCUUGCGUAGACCGCCCUGACCAUCGGAAACUGUGCACCGAGCCUGGGGGCGGGGGGGAGAGGCGGGCCGGAUCCUUGGCACUUCAACCCCCGCCUAGCCACCCCACAAAACCAUCCUGCACCCUAACGGAGCCAGAGCAACUUGGAGAGGAA